Molecule: messenger RNA, 1500 nt
Organism: Aspergillus pseudotamarii
Lineage: Eukaryota; Fungi; Ascomycota; Eurotiomycetes; Eurotiales; Aspergillaceae
Product: putative pectin methylesterase
Exons: 2
Coding region: 265-1431 (388 amino acids)
Biological process (GO): cell wall modification
Molecular function (GO): pectinesterase activity
Source: RefSeq, a predicted model, not a curated record
CCAAUUAGUGACCUAGGUAGUUAUACAAGCUCUUGGGCUAUGGAUAAGCCUUGUGACAGUCGGAGUUGGCUGCGUAUGCUUGACCAACGGUAUUGAUCCGCGUUGACUUUACUACUGUGUCUCCCCGCAAUUUUUCCCGGGGUAGAAGAACAUGAGAUAGAUUUUCCGUUAUGAGGUAUAAAAGAUUCACACUGCAUUUCGGGAAGAGCGUGAGAGGGAUUGCUUGUUCAUACCAGCGGAUUCCCACCAUACAAUUUGGUCACCAUGCGUUCAUCGGGACUAUCACUCCUGUUGGGUGCCCUUUUGGCAUCGGCAAGCCCGCUCAAAACUUCUAGAUAUGCCUGUCAAACGGCCCUCAGCUGUCCGGAAGGAACAAUUCUUGUCUCCAAGACUGACCCCUCCGCCCAUUUCACCACUGUGCAAGACGCCAUUCUUUCCCUCCCGAAUGAUAACACCACCCAGACCAUCCUCAUCCUCCCAGGAACGUAUAAGGAGCAAGUAAAUGUUACUCGGUCCGGGCCUGUCACGCUCCUCGGACAGACUGAUGACCCUAACAAUGCUACCAAAAACAAGGUCACUCUUACCUGGGCCCAAGCCAACCAUGACAAUACCGGUCAGGCAGUGGAUAAUGUCUUCUCGAGCGUCCUGACCGUCGCGCCCACGCUGGAAUCAAGCUAUACAGGAUCGGGCACGACAGGAUAUCCUGUGCCAGAGGAUACACCUUUCGGCAACAUCGAUUUCCGGGCAUACAAUAUUGAUUUCACGAAUACCUGGCGAGACUACUCCGAUGGACCGGCGCAUGCGAUCAGCUUCAGUCGCGCCAAUGGCGGGUUCUAUCACUGCGGGUUCUAUUCUUACCAGGACACUGUUUACGUGGGUAAACUGGGCAACGCCUACUUCCACAAAAGUAUCAUCGCCGGCCAAACUGACUUUCUCUACGGUUUCGGCACUGCCUGGAUCCAAUCGUCUGAGAUUCUUCUACGCAACUGCGGCGGUGGUAUCACAGCUUGGAAAGGAACUAACACUACCUUCACCAACAACUACGGCGUGUACAUCGUCGAUUCUACCGUCAAGGCAGCCAAUACAUCCAUAGCUCCCGAUAUCCGGGGUAAAUGCGCUCUGGGCCGUCCAUGGAAUAGCCAGCACCGGUCUAUAUUCGCGCGCACCUCCGAAGACGCAAGUAUCAUUCCAGCUGGGUACAUCGACUGGAUUGUCGAUGGCGAGGGUCGCUUGAACAAGGAUACCGUCAUGGCUGAGUACAAGGUUUUCGGACCGGGCUUCAACGCCACAGGCCGAAGAGACGGAAACGUCACAAUAGUAAUGGACGACAAGGAGUACGCGAGAUACAGCUCCCCAGCAAGAGUCUUCCAGUAUCCAGACGGGAAAUCCGGGAACAUCGGCUGGAUCGACUGGAAUGUGGACAAGAACUGAUUGAAUUACUAUUAUCAUGCUCCAAAUACACACCCCUUCUCUCAAUCAUAUCAUACAUCUCCCUUCUUC